Penicillium egyptiacum is the source of this 639-nucleotide messenger RNA. Lineage: Eukaryota; Fungi; Ascomycota; Eurotiomycetes; Eurotiales; Aspergillaceae. The record is from the annotation of a GenBank genome assembly.
AUGAAACUCGUUAUCCAAAGAGUCAAAUCGGCAUCCGUCACGGUCGAUUCGGAGUUGAUUUCAUCUAUUGGCAAGGGCCUUCUUGUAUUUGCGGGCAUUGGCAAAGAAGAUACCGAGAAGGAUGCUGAGAACCUGGUGAACAAGGUGCUGAAGGCCAAGUUCUGGCCUGAUGAGAAUGGAGUACAAGUAAGCCAAAUUGCUUCGUGUCCAUGCGACCAGCAAUUGACAUCAUCACAGUGGAAAAAGAAUGUUAAGGAUAUUGAGGGGGAAGUACUAUGUGUCUCCCAAUUCACCCUCUAUGCGAAAAUGAAGAAAGGCAAUAAACCCGACUUUCAUGAUGCAGCCGGUCCGGAACCUGCACGCAGACUCUAUGACUACUUCUAUGACAAGAUGGGGGAAGGCUAUAUUCCGGACCGGGUCAAGAACGGUGUCUUCCAAGCCAUGAUGGAUGUUGAACUGAAGAACGACGGGCCGGUGGGUGUAGACUACUGCAGCGAGGACGCGGCGGUCACGAUCGAAAUCAAUACCAAUCUUCCCAAAAAAGAACCCAAGGAGCAGCAAAACGGAGACAAGAAGUCGGAAGAGCAGGAAAUUAAGGGAUCCUUUGAGUUCCAAAUUCCUCCUGAAUUGCUGCAGUGA